UUCUGCUCUCUCCUCCCUCACACACUUUCCCCCAAACCCCUUCUCUCUCUAAACCCUCUCUUACGCACACACGCAGAUCCUAUCGCUCACGUCACUCUCAGAUUGUUCGUCCAAUUACCGGAACCUCUCAGAGAUCCUCCACCGGAAGCAGGCGAGGGCUAAUCGAUGUCCGGCGGCGCUCGAGGUCCGAGCCGCCCAACGGCGCCGAAGGUAGGGGGGAUGCAGAUCCCUCCGCCGCCGCCUAAGCGGAACCUCUCGACGCUUGCGUCCACGAAACCGCCGUUUGUCCCUCCCGAUGACUACCACCGCUUCUCCUCCGCCGCCGAUUUUCGCCAAGCCGCCGAUCGUGAAGCCGAAGCAAUCGUCGUUAGAUCGCCCCUAUUAAAGCGGAAGAGUGGAACAGACGACCAUGAAGUUCAGUCUAUUGACUGGACUAGCAGUCCUGGAUGCCAUAGUGUGGUUAACAGUCCGCUCAAGACGCCCGUGUCUGCAAAAGGGGGAAGGAUAUACAACAGGUCACAGGCUUCAAAGGGCAGAUCUGGGCCUCAAACACCAGUGUCCAAUGUCGGUUCCCCUGCUCCUCUUACUCCUGGCAGCUGCCGUUAUGACAGUUCCCUAGGAUUGUUGACAAAAAAGUUCAUCAAUUUGCUCAAGCAAGCAGAGGAUGGUAUUCUUGACCUAAACAAAGCUGCAGGAACUUUGGAGGUGCAGAAGAGGCGGAUAUAUGACAUUACAAAUGUCCUGGAAGGCAUUGGUCUAAUUGAAAAGAAGCUUAAGAACAGAAUACGAUGGAAGGGACUUGAUGCUUUAAGGCAAGGGGAGGGGGAAUAUGAUGCCUCCAUAUUACAGGCAGAAGUUGAAAACCUUUCCAUGCGAGAGCAAAGAUUGGAUGAUCAGAUAAGGGAAAUGCAGGAAAGAUUGAGGGGUUUGAGUGAAGAUGAAAACAACCAAAAGUUGCUUUUUGUAACCAAAGAAGAUAUCAAGGGCCUACCUUGCCUCGAGAACCAAACCCUGUUAGCAAUUAAAGCUCCUCAUGGAACCACGCUGGAAGUCCCAGAUCCAGAUGAAGCUGUUGACUAUCCACAAAGGAGAUAUCGGAUUAUUCUUAGAAGCUCAAUGGGACCUAUUGAUGUCUACCUUGUCAGUCAAUUUGAGGAGAAGUUUGAGGACAUUAACAAUGUUGAGCCACCUGUGAGCUUCCCAGUGGCUUCAAGCUCGGGUUCUAAUGAGAACCCACCCACAGAAGUGGUGAAUGUGAACAGCACCAGGAAUGAAAUUGAACCUCAGGCACUGUACGGCCAUCAAAUAUCCUCUGACCUUAGUGCUUCACAGGAUUUUGCUGGAGGCAUGAUGAAGAUUGUUCCCUCAGAUGUUGAUAAUGAUGCAGAUUACUGGCUUCUAUCAGAUGCUGAAGUUAGCAUAACUGACAUGUGGAAAACAGAUGGUAUUAGCAUUGUUUUCUUAUUUUUCUUAUUUUUGUUUUUAUUGUUUUUUAACAUAAUUUUAUGUAUACUUUGGAUUCUCAAUUCCUGUGCUCCAACAAUAGCUCCCGCUGAAUGGACUGGGAUGGAUAUGCUUCAUGCCGACUUUGGAGUAGCUGAUAUCAGUACUCCAAUUCAACAAACUUCAUUAUCUGGGAUCACUGAAGUGCCAUCUACAAUUGCUAAUUCUUCUCAAAGAUGAAUGAAUAGCGAUUUGCAUAAUGUUCUAAAUCAAGAAACUCAUGUCUAUGUCCCAAUAGCAACCUUUAUGUCCUUAAAUCAUUGCUAAAAGGUACCAAAGGUUGCCAGAAGAAAGUGCUGAAGAAGGUUUUGGAGGAAGCUAAUAGAUGGCAAGCUGGAGGUACUUCUUAUACUGUACAGUUUAGGGGCCCUGUGGUAUGAAUAAACUGGGUACUUUGGAAUUAAAAUGGUAGAUUAUGGAAGGGUAUAUGGUAACUUUUAGGAGGGGUGCAUUGGAUUAAAUUAGGGCACAGACUAGAAAUAAACAAAGAAUUUACAUGCAUAUCCCUUCUUUGUCUGCAGCACCUUUGGCUCAGUUUGGAAAUUGAGGCAACUUAGGCUGUAAAUGUUGCAAAUGUAAACAUUGCUGCAAGGUUCAUGUACUGGAUUUUGUGAGGAAGCGGCGAGCUAGAUCUGCCCCGGAUUGAUCUAAUUGCGUGGUCCGUGAUCCUAAUCUUUGAUAUAAACUAUGGUUAUAAGCAUUUGACAUGAAAUUUUGAUGUUGAUGGUAU
Messenger RNA from Corylus avellana, 2233 nucleotides. The record is from RefSeq and is a predicted model, not a curated record. Lineage: Eukaryota; Viridiplantae; Streptophyta; Magnoliopsida; Fagales; Betulaceae.